Molecule: messenger RNA, 288 nt
Organism: Parnassius mnemosyne (clouded apollo)
Lineage: Eukaryota; Metazoa; Arthropoda; Insecta; Lepidoptera; Papilionidae
Source: the annotation of a GenBank genome assembly
AUGGUGACUCUACUCCUGUUAUGUGUUUUAACUUUAUCCAGCGCCGCUCAGAGGGUUCAUAAUAAUGUUGCAACUAUAAAGCGUCGUCUUGGAAAGCUCUUAAUUCAGUCAAUUUCAAAUGAGAGCUGUUACCAUGCUACAAAAGACCUACUCCGUCUUGUUUCCAAUCGUCAAAUACAAAUUAAAGCAUUCGGUUCAGUUACCAUAGAUAUGAGCUUACCUCCAACCUGUAUUAUUAUGUUUACUUCGUACACUGUUAUCGCUUUACAAUUCAAUAACGUACUAUAA